AUUAUUCCAGACGACGAGCAAGUGAAGGCUCGGCGGGGAUUGGGCAUCACAACUGGAAGUGGAAGUACCGGGUCUCUGCAGCAAUCAUCAUCAUCAUCAUCAUCAUCAGAUCACAGCACGGAGCAAUGCCGCACCCGCACGAGCACCGGACAUGGGAGGAUAUUGCCGCACGCAAACAGCAGGAGCGACUGACUCGGAUACCUGCUCAGUGGCGUCUGCAGCCUUCUCAGAUUGCCAGCUGCAACGAUGCAAGUGUGCUCGAUGCUCCUCGUCGACUCGACCUUCUCACCGACGCUGAGCGGAGCAUCACCGAGAAAUACUCGGCCACCGGCCUCCUGCAAGAACUGCGUUCCCGGAACCUCCAGUGCAUCGAUGUCGUGCGCGCGUUCUGCAAACGAGCGGCGAUAGCCCAGCAGCUCGUUAAUUGCUGCACGGAAAUCCUGUUCGACGAUGCACUCGCACGUGCUGCAGAACUGGAUCGCUACUUGGAGCGGACAGGAAAGACAGUCGGCCCUCUCCAUGGCCUCCCCAUUUCAGUCAAAGACUGCUUCAAAAUCAAGGGCUACGACGCCAGCGUAGGUAUUGCAAAUCUCUGCUUCCAGCCAGCACAGGCCCAUUCCGCACUCAUUGAGCAGCUCUUGUCGUUGGGAGCGGUGAUCUUCGUCAAGACCAAUGUCCCCGCCACCAUGAUGGCGCUCGACUCUCACAAUAACGUCUUCGGCCGGACCUUGAAUCCCGCCAACAGACUGCUCACUGCUGGGGGAAGUUCCGGCGGGGAAGGUGCUCUUAUCGCUAUGCGUGGUUCCAUCUUAGGCAUCGGCACUGAUGUGGGCGGGUCAAUUCGUAUACCUGCAGCAUGCAAUGACUUGUGGGGCAUCAAACCUUCUCACGGUCGAGUCCCAUACUCUGGCCAAGAGAGCGGUCAAAAGCCUGGGAGCAGCAAGCUCGCAGUGGAGGCUACUGCUGGCCCCAUUGCUACCAACCUCGGCGACUGUGAACUGCUUCUCCGCGCAAUUGCCGAUGGCACUCCGCAGGAGUACGACGUGGAGGUGAUUCCUCAAGACUGGUCAAGACAAAUCUGCUUGAAUACCGCGGGGCGCAAGCUUCGUGUCGGACUGAUCGGCACUGAUGGCAUCUGCCCUCCGCUUCCAGUCAUUGAUCGCCUGCUGGAAGAUGUCAAGAAGACGAUCCAGUCUUCCAAGUGUGGCGUGGAAGUCAUCGAGGUGAAUGCAGCACCCAUUCUCUCCAAGGUGCUCAAAGUGUUCAACGGCCUUGUUUCUAUUGAUGGAGCUAAUGCGUGGUUUGACCACCUCGAACGAACCGGCGAACCUUUAUCACCAUGGCUGCAAGGCAGACUGAAGAGACGACCACAAAAGUCGACAGACGAAAUUCGUGCCCUGCAGGCUCAGAAGUCUGAGCUGCAGACUGCGUUUGACAAAGUCUGGCGGGAAGAUGGGGGCUGCUGGCUCACAGCAGACGGCAACGAGAGCGAACGUGGCCGAACCCUCGACGUUCUCAUCAUGCCCGUCGCUCCACACCCCAUCCUACCUAUCGAUCGCUGGAACACGGUCAACUAUACAGGAGCAUUGAACUUGCUCGAUCUGCCGGCGGGCGUGUUACCAGUCCGCAAUGUCGUUCGCGAAGAUCUUGCUGGCGAUGUCCCAUCAUCACCCCCAUUGAAUGCGUGGGACAAGAUCAACAGAGAGCAUUGGACAAAGGUAGAUCGCAACAUCUAUCUCAACAGUCCCCUCAGUGUGCAAGUCAUCACCCCGAGACUUACAGAGAGGAAGCUGAUAGAGGCCAUGGCUAUUCUGGACGAGGCUCUCCGUCCGUUGAGAAGUACAACUACUGACCAACGAGGUAGUAGUAGCAAGCUAUAG
Molecule: messenger RNA, 1880 nt
Organism: Sphaerulina musiva SO2202
Lineage: Eukaryota; Fungi; Ascomycota; Dothideomycetes; Mycosphaerellales; Mycosphaerellaceae
Product: acetamidase
Exons: 2
Coding region: 126-1880 (584 amino acids)
Source: RefSeq, a predicted model, not a curated record